Balaenoptera musculus (blue whale) is the source of this 1503-nucleotide messenger RNA. RefSeq names its product ubiquitin-conjugating enzyme E2 D3-like. Gene Ontology annotation, cellular component: nucleus. Gene Ontology annotation, molecular function: ubiquitin conjugating enzyme activity. Bases 241 to 681 code for a protein of 146 amino acids. The transcript has a single exon. Lineage: Eukaryota; Metazoa; Chordata; Mammalia; Artiodactyla; Balaenopteridae. Gene Ontology annotation, biological process: protein polyubiquitination; ubiquitin-dependent protein catabolic process. The record is from RefSeq and is a predicted model, not a curated record.
AGAUGUUGUGGCUGUGUCAUGCGCGUGAGCCCCGUAGGGCCGGGGAGGCACCAGCUGCCGCGCGGGGAGGAGGCCGAGGCCGCAGCUUGAGGGAGGCCCUGGCCCCUCUGCACCUGUGUAUGGCAGAGCUGGUGUGAGACCAAGAGACAGUCCUUCCCAGCCGCCGGGAUAAUCAAGAGUUUUGGCCGGAACUUUGAGCACACACCGAAAUAGUGAGGAGCCAGUUGAAAAGCACAGACUAUGGUGCUGAAAUUGAUUAAUAAGGAACUUAGUGAUUUGGCCGGUGACCCUCCAGCACAAUGUUCUGCAGGUCCAGUUGGGGAUAUGUUUCAUUGGCAAGCCACAAUUAUGGGACCUAAUGACAGCCCAUAUCAAGGCGGUGUAUUCCUUUUGACAAUUCAUUUUCCUACAGACUACCCCUUCAAACCACCUAAGGUUGCAUUUACAACAAGAAUUUAUCAUCCAAAUAUUAACAGUAAUGGCAGCAUUUGUCUCGAUAUUCUAAGAUCACAGUGGUCUCCUGCUUUAACUAUUUCUAAAGUUCUUUUAUCCAUUUGUUCACUGCUAUGUGAUCCAAACACACAUGACCCUCUAGUGCCAGAGAUUGCAUGGAUCUAUAAAACAGACAGAGAUAAGUACAACAGACUAUCUUGGGAACGGACUCAGAAGUAUGCCAUGUGAUGCUACCUUAAAGUCAGAAUAACCUGCAUUAUAGCUGGAAUAAACUAAAUUACUGUUCCUUUUUUGAUUUUCUUAUCCGGCUGCUCCCCUAUCAGACCUCAUCUUUUUUUAAUUUUAUUUUUUGUUUACCUCCCUCCGUUCAUUCACAUGCUCAUCUGAGAAGACUUAAGUCCUUCCAGCUUUGGACAAUAACUGCUUUUAGAAACUGUAAAGUAGUUACAAGAGAACAGUUGCCCAAGAUUCAGAAUUUUUUAAAAAAUGGAGCAUGUGUAUUAUGUGGCCAGUGUCUUCACUCUAACUUGGUUAUGAGACUAAAACCAUUCCUCACUGCUCUGACAUGCUGAAGAAUCAUCUGAGGGGGAGGGAGAUGGAUGCUGAGUUAUCACAUCAAAGGAAGCAGCAUUAUUCUAGCAGCAUCCAUUCAUGUGUAAGCCUUCCACUGUUAGAGAUUUGAGGUUACAUGAUAUACUUUAUGCUCGUAACUGACGUGGCUGGAAAAUUGGUAUUGAAUUUAUAGCAUCAGCAGGACAGAAAAUGUGAUGUAUUUUAUGCAUGUCAAUAGAGGAAUGACCUGUUCUUGUUCCACAGAGAAUGGAAAUUGGAAGUCAGACACCCUUUGUAUUACAAAAUAGGGUCUCAAACAUUUUGUAAUUUUCAUUUAAAUUGUUAGGAGGCUUGGAGCUAUUAGUUAAUCUAUCUUCCAGUACACUGUUUAAUAUAGCACUGAAUAAAUGAUGCAAGUUGUCAAUGGAUGAGUGAUCAACUAAUAGCUCUGCUAGUAAUUGAUUUAUUUUUCUUCAAUAAAGUUGCAUAAACCAAUGA